AUGAAGAUUCUGCUUACUCUUUAUGAUAUCUUAUAUAAUCUCGAUUCCUCCAUAAUUUAUAUGUCCUUUUUGAGACUAGAAGAGGUACGUACAGAAGAUAGUCUGGAACUGAAUAUCAUGUCUAGCCUGAUUGAAGGUCUUCCUCAUGACGUUGCCCUCAGAUGCCUUGCUUUUGUUCCAUUUUACCUCCACGCCACGUUGGAGCAAGUUUGCCAUUCGUGGAGAGAUGCCAUUUGUAGUGGCGAAAUUUAUAAAGUUCGAUCUGAGUGUGGUACGGCGGAGGAUUUGCUAUUCGUAUGCUGUCAUGAUGAAGAAAAUAAAUGGCAGUUUUAUGAUCCUAUUGAAAACUUUUGGGUCACCCUCCCUGAACUUCCAGGGGGAAGAAAGCAUUAUUUUGGUGUUGUCUCCACUCAUCAAAAGCUGUUUAUUCUUGGUGGUCUCUUGAUAAAUGCUAUUGAUCCAUCAAUCGAUGAAGAUUUUUCAUGCAAUGAGGUAUGGUCCUUCAACCCUAUGACUCGAAAAUGGUCAAUACAAGCACCAAUGCACGAGGCACGUUCAUUGUUUGCUUGUGGUAUUUUGGAUGGAAUGAUCAUUGUUGUAGGUGGCAUGAAUAAAAAAUUUGAAUCAACUCCCAAGGCAGAAAUGUAUGACCCUGUGAAGGAUGUUUGGAUUCAAUUGCCUGACCUGCCUCGAAUCUGUGAUUCGGGCAUUUGUAUGGGAGUAGUAGUUGGGAGAAAAAUGCACUUCAUAUACAAAGGAUUGCCCAUAGUUCAAACAUUUGACACUGUGGAGUGGAGGUGGACAAUUGAGGAUUACAAUUGGUUUUCCCACAUCUGGUUGAUGACUGCUGAUAGAGAUAGAAUCUACAUCAUGAGCCAAGGAUAUAUCUUCCUGCAAAUUGGACAAGACAGCAAAGUUGUUAUUUCAGCAGAUCAGUUUAAUCUGAAUGAUGGGAUGGGGAUGAUUUGUUUCAGAGGAGAACUGUAUGUGAUUGGAGGAACACUUUACACCGACCGCGAUUAUGAAUAUCUGUCAGACGUGCACGUUCUUACACUGAGCAGUGAUUUCAGAACAUGCUGGAUUACUAUUGCUCCAAUGAGUCGAGGAUAUGGAAGUGUUCUUGGUUGUGCAGCCUUGAGGGUUUAAGAUUUGUAUGCCUUUGUCUGUGUUUCCUAGUGAUUUUAUGACUCAGUGGGAUUUUGUAUGUUGUUGUCACUAGAAUUAUUAUGUAUGGUUGCAUAGAUGGAAAAUAACUUGAGGGGGGAUGGGAGGCUUGUUUAGAAGGAUUUCACUUUGAAAAGUAUGGCACUAAUAGAAUUUUAUUGGUACUACUUAAUUUGAAGCAAAUUCAGAAUUACAAAUUUGGUAUA
Molecule: messenger RNA, 1370 nt
Organism: Cucumis sativus (cucumber)
Lineage: Eukaryota; Viridiplantae; Streptophyta; Magnoliopsida; Cucurbitales; Cucurbitaceae
Product: F-box/kelch-repeat protein SKIP30
Exons: 2
Coding region: 1-1146 (381 amino acids)
Molecular function (GO): protein binding
Source: RefSeq, a predicted model, not a curated record